AUGGCGCACACGACGAUGCUGGCCCAUCAGCAAUUUGACAUAACACCAGUCCGCAACGCCACCGAUCUCGCCGACACCAUCACCCUCUUCCAUGCAUACGCCGCAUCAUUAGGUUUCGACCUGGCCUUUCAGAAUUUCUCCGUCGAGAUGGCCGGUAUGCCUGGGAAAUACUCCCCGGAGGCUGGCGGCGAAUUACUGAUUGCACGUGACGUCGCCAGUGGGAAGGCAAUUGGAUGCGCUGGAUUGCGGUCACUUACUUCAUUACCAUCUACGUUGGCUGGCGGGUCGUCGAACUUGCGGAGGUGCUGCGAGAUGAAGCGUUUAUAUGUCACGCCGGAGGGGCGCGGGUCAGGUGUUGGCAAGGCGCUAGUUUCGCAGAUUAUCAACGUCGCUGAGGAUUUGGGCUAUGCAGAGGUCAGGCUCGAUACCCUGCCGCAAAUGGUCGCCGCACGGAAUAUGUAUCGUGCCAUUGGAUUCUUGGAGAUCGACGCGUAUUACGAGACGCCCAUGGAGGGGACGCAUUUCCUGUGUCUGAAAUUACCGAGGGCAAAGGGCAUGUCUGUUUCUGCUGCGAAUGGUUAG
Molecule: messenger RNA, 582 nt
Organism: Exophiala bonariae
Lineage: Eukaryota; Fungi; Ascomycota; Eurotiomycetes; Chaetothyriales; Herpotrichiellaceae
Exons: 1
Coding region: 1-582 (193 amino acids)
Molecular function (GO): acyltransferase activity, transferring groups other than amino-acyl groups
Source: RefSeq, a predicted model, not a curated record